CCCGCGCCGGGAUCCCGCCCCCGCCCCGCGCACGUCCGCGCGCGCGCGCCGCGAUUCCCCCCCCCCGGCCGGGGUAACCGAAAGCGAAACCCGCCGGCCCCGCCCUGCUGGCGGCGGAAGCGCGUCAGUUCGGGCGGGUCUCUGGCCGGCGCGGUUCGCAGGGAGGCGGAGGCAGCGCGGCUUCCCGGGCCGAGUGGCGCCUUGCGGACGGGGACUAUGUGGGCGCUGGGGGCCUGGGUGCUGCUGGGCGCCGUGUGCGCGGGUUCUGCCCAGUUGCAGUUCAAUGCAAUCAAGUCUGUUGAACAAACCAUUUGUAAUGAAACAGUCAUCCUACCUUGCAUAGUGACUAAUCUAGCACAGAAGAAUAUUGAAGUCAUGUUUGUUAAAUGGAAACUAGAAAAAAACGAAUUUUUCAGUUUUGACGGAUCUAAAGGAAAGACCGCCAGAAACAAGAAUUUUUCAUCUGCUGUGUUAGAAUCUGUACAAAAUUUAAGUCUGGGCAGUGCCUCCUUGUCAAUUUCAAAAACACAAGCAGUUCCAGGAAACUACAGUUGUGAAGUGACAGAAUCGAAUAGGGAAGGAGAAACUGUAAUUGAACUUAUAUACCGUAUAGAGCCGUGGUUCCCACAAGUAGAAUCUGUUUUCAUCAUACUCUUCCUGGUCUGCGCUAUUUUGUUUUAUUGGAUUCAGUUAGGCGUUACUGUAUCAAAGGGAACUACAUUUCAGGAGAAGAUUGGCUUAAUUAUUGCAGGAAUCAUCAUCACAGUUGUUGCUGUUGUUGGUUUUAUCCUUUUAGUUCUAGAUGGGUUUGAGCCAAAGAAUCAAGCUGGACUUGGCUUAAUUGUACUCCCUGCUGUGAUUUUAGUGCCACUUCAGUACUUUCUGCUUAAGAUAGUUUUUAAGAAUGAUCUACCACCGUUCGCAAUUCUUGUGGUAGUUCUGGAAUUACUUGGUUAUUUGAUUGCUGUCAUCGGCUUUGCCCUGUGCAUCACAGCAUGCCCUCCGAAAAAUGGUGCUGUCGUGAUUGCUGGGUUAGCCAUUAUGGCUCUUAUGGCAGUUGUUGGCCUAAUUUAUAUGAUUGCUUUGGGUUCCUGCAAGAAAGAUCAACUUCCAAGGAAAGCUGUAGAAGAACCACUUAAUGGGUAACUAACUGGUGAGAGUGAUAGAAUCUGCUACAGAGAUGGUGAUAUGUGAAAAGAAAUACAUUUGUUUAUACACCGUGGCCUUUGAUGGUGCGCUAGUCAAAGAGAAGAAAAUCAGGAACUUAGCUGUUUUGCACGUUUGGAAAAAAAAAUGCUAAAAUGAUUUACAUGUAAUUUUAUAGUCACAGCUGCGGUAGUUCCAUUCAAGAAAGAGAGGUUUUUCCUGGAGUGUGUGUGUGUGGUGGUGAGUGGGGGAGGGUGAGAGCAUAAAACAGCACUGUUUAUCGACCACACAAUUUCUUUAUAGUGUCACUAUUAGUGGUACCCUUUUCAAAAAACAUCAGUCAUCGCUUUGAAACUGGGCUAGGUCCGUGACCAAAUGAUACUAGCACUAUGCUACUGGAACAGACCUUUGUGAUAACUUAAACAAAUUGGUAUUGCAUGAAACAUGCCACACUGUUCUCUCUUGACUCACCCUCUCUCCCCUCAAAUAUUAAAAAAAAUUCACUGUCACUACUAUGAAGUUUAAUAUGAUAUAGGUUGUAAUUACAUUUAGAUUGGUGGGGUUUUGUGUUUGCAUGGGCAAAAUAUGUUAAUGUCUAAAUGGUAUGAAAAGGAAGUGGAUGUUGUACAAAUGUUCCUCUUUCCACUUUCAAUGUAUGUAUUAUCGAAAACAGAGGCACUUACCACACUGAAAAAAACUGCAUAAACAAAACCUUGAUUCUCAUGCUUUUUUUAAUGGGUACCCAUGGCCCGUCCCAACCCCCCCCCCCCCCCCCCAUACUAAAUAGGCUCCUUGUAUAUAUGGUAGUUGUGUGGUGUGCUUUGAUUACAAAGAGGCAAAAAACCCAGACUAAAAUAUCAGUAGUCUUGAUUAAAAAUUACUUACCCCUCAGCCAAAUUCAGUCUGUCAUACUGAAACCAAUCUCAGGCUCUUUCAAACAGGGAAUGAGUAAAUGCAGGUGCUGAGCGUAUUAAAGUUUUACAUAUAAAAAUUUAUUAAAAUCUAAUUAGAAUAAUUUCUUCAUGCUUGUGUAGUCUGUGAGGCCUUGCCUGCGCUUUUAACAGCUGUACUUUGAGGGUUCACCCACUGUAACUAGUAAGAAAGCAGUGGUCUCCUUUAGACAGCCAGGGCCAUGAUGCAGGUUGAUAUAGGAACCUCGGAAUUAACUUCGGGGAGGGGGAAGGGUCUGAGCCUACAGCCUACACUCACAUGAUUAGGCCCCAUGUGAGGACUGCAGGAUUGAACGCCUCAGCUAACCCAAGCUGCCCUCUUACAGAAGGCAAUGGGAUAUUCACAUGUGUAAAUGUUAAGGACCAUAAGUUUGUAUCUGCUUUGUAAGGACCUAAUUAGUAUUGCUUUAAUUUUUUAAAGGUGUAUGGUUUUGGAAUGUGGUAUCUCAACAAGGGUAUUCCUAGAGAGUUGAAAUCCAUAUAGAUUAAUGGGGGAGGCUUAACCAAAGGACUAAUCAAAAUAGCCCAAGUAAGGUGUGGGAGAUAUUAUGAAUCAGUAAUAAGAGGCAAUCCAGAACUUCCCUAGCAUUUAUGCAUGGGGCUUCUCAUCUACACACCUCUAGUUACUGAUACCCUCUAGUAGUUUAUAGCAGCUCCACGAAGUAGCAGGCUUUGAAAUUCUGUUUUGCCUUACUCUUAAUAUAGCUUUAUAAUCAAUUGUCAGCAAACUGGAAUUUAGCAGCCACUGUUGUGAAGUCAAAUUCCUUUAAUAAAAUAUUACCCAAAAAAUUCAGUACCCAGUACUUGUCUGUUAAUCAUACUGCUGUAUGCAAAGGCUCUGCUUUGGGUUUCUCUUGGGCACCAGUUAAAAGUGGGUUAGUUAAUUUCUUAAAGUCACUUAAUACUACCUUCCCUCCAGUAAAAACCAAAGUUGUUUAAAUUACUGAUUUGUAUGUGUGUGUGUAUAUAUAUAAACCAAAUUUUCAUGAUUUGGCAUUUUGGAUUUCUGCAAUCUUUACCCAAGUGUUAUUUAUUAACAUAACUUUGUAAAUAGUGCGCUAUUAUACUUAAAAUAAAACUAUGUUAAACUGUU
Molecule: messenger RNA, 3189 nt
Organism: Chelonia mydas (Green sea turtle)
Lineage: Eukaryota; Metazoa; Chordata; Testudines; Cheloniidae
Gene: CD47
Product: CD47 molecule
Exons: 10
Coding region: 217-1146 (309 amino acids)
Biological process (GO): positive regulation of cell-cell adhesion; positive regulation of phagocytosis; positive regulation of inflammatory response
Cellular component (GO): extracellular exosome; plasma membrane
Molecular function (GO): thrombospondin receptor activity
Source: RefSeq, a predicted model, not a curated record